This is a messenger RNA of Fomitiporia mediterranea MF3/22, 606 nucleotides long. Its product is annotated as kinase-like protein. The transcript is spliced from 3 exons. The annotation marks the transcript as partial. NCBI's taxonomy places the organism in Eukaryota, Fungi, Basidiomycota, Agaricomycetes, Hymenochaetales, Hymenochaetaceae. Gene Ontology annotation, biological process: protein phosphorylation; MAPK cascade. Gene Ontology annotation, molecular function: ATP binding; MAP kinase kinase activity. The record is from RefSeq and is a predicted model, not a curated record.
GUCGCAAAAAUCGCACAUGCCAUUCAUUUCCUUCACUCGGAAGAUAUAGUCCACUCUGAUAUAAAACCGGCCAAUAUCUUGAUAUCUGACACAGGGGACCCGCUUCUUUGUGACUUUGGCGUAUCUCGCAUGCUUACUGCAUCACAAUCGUUGCAGUUCAGUAGCUCCUCAUCAAGCGAGAUUAGAGGAACUAUUGCAUAUAUGUCAAAGGAGAUACUUGCUAGUCAAGAUCAGGAUGCAAUUAAAUACUCCAGAGAGUCUGACGUAUGGGCAUUCGGAAUGACUGUAUAUGCUCUUUUAACAAAAAAGCAGCCAUAUUAUGAAAAAGCAGCUAUUCCUAUAGUGUUACUUGCCAUAAUUCAAGGUUCACUGCCUACUCCUCCAGCCAACACAGGCCAAGGACCAACUUUGGAGUAUUAUACGUGGAAAUUGUGCAAACGUUGUUGGGAACCACCAAAGGAUCGGAUAUCUGCAGAAUUGUGUAUCGGGUAUUUGAAAAGUAUGGAGAGGAAUAGGGAAAAAGGUACUUCAAACCUAAUAAAUCCACUCAAAGAACGUCAAGGGUUCAUGUACAAAGGCCUAUACAAUCCGAAAGUCUUUGUCUAG